Messenger RNA from Anoplophora glabripennis (Asian longhorned beetle), 913 nucleotides. It is a transcript of the gene Prosbeta7, whose product is annotated as proteasome subunit beta type-4. The record is from RefSeq and is a predicted model, not a curated record. Lineage: Eukaryota; Metazoa; Arthropoda; Insecta; Coleoptera; Cerambycidae. Gene Ontology annotation, cellular component: proteasome core complex. The coding region runs from base 94 to 858 and encodes 254 amino acids. The transcript is spliced from 4 exons.
ACAACUGUAUUUUGCCGUCAAGUUUUGGUGACAGAAGUUAGUGUUAAUCACAGCGUUAAUUUUGUUGCAAUUAAAUUCUUUAAAUAAUUAAGCAUGUUCGGUUUUACAUCACCGGCUCCCCCAUUGUGGUCAAAUGGACCCACACCAGGAUCAUUCUACAAUUUCCCUGAUUUGCAAACUAGGCCUGAUGAUUUUGUCAGUCAUUCUCAGGCUCCAGUGACAACAGCUACUUCAAUUGUGGCAGUAGCCUAUAAUAAUGGAGUAAUCAUAGCUGGUGAUCUUUUGGGUUCCUAUGGAUCCUUGGCCCGUUACAGAAAUUGUCCAAGAAUUUUGAAAAUUAAUGAAAACAUUAUUUUAGGAGCAGGAGGAGAUUAUGGUGAUUUCCAGUACAUCAAAGACUUUGUUGAACAAAAAAUUAUAACAGAGGACUGUGUAGAUGAUGGGGUGAAGCUUAAACCAAGAUCUUUAUAUUGUUGGUUAACAAGAGUUAUGUACCACCGUAGAAGUAAAUUUGAUCCUUUUUGGAAUAAUAUUGUUGUUGGAGGAAUACAGGAUGGAGAAAUCUUUCUUGGAACAGUGGAUAAACUGGGCACGGCAUAUACAGAUAAAAUCAUCUGUACAGGUUACGGAGCCCACAUUGCUACUCCCAUGCUUAGGGAUUAUUUGGACAGGAAUCCCAAUCCUUCGCAGGCAGAGGCCAGGCAGCUGGUUGAAAAAGCAAUGGAAGUUCUAUUUUACAGAGAUGCCAGAAGUUACAAUAAAUAUUUAUUAGGAAUUAUUGACAAAGAUGAUGGAAUUAAAGUAGAAGGCCCUCUUGAGAUCCAAACUAAUUGGGAAAUAGCAAACUACAAAAAUUAAAAAUUUAAUAUUUUUUUGUAAGAUUUAUAUCUAUAAUAAAAACAUUUUUCUGAUA